Molecule: messenger RNA, 1324 nt
Organism: Symbiodinium pilosum
Lineage: Eukaryota; Dinophyceae; Suessiales; Symbiodiniaceae
Source: the annotation of a GenBank genome assembly
GCCCCAGAGCAGCUUUCAGCCGGCUGCACAGCCCUUGCUACAGCCGGGGCCAUCCGCAUUUCCGCCACCCGCUUUUCCAUCACCAAAUUUUCCGCCACCGCAGCCUUUCCAACCCAUGCCCACACAGCCAUCGCAGCCACAACUGGCACAGCCACCAGUGGCACAGCCACCGCUGGCGCAGCCACCACUGGCGCAGCCAUCAGUGGCGCAGCCACCCAUGGCACAACCACCACAGACAUCAAUGGCGCAGCCACCACAGAUGUCAGCCGCGCCCACACCAGGACCACCUGCAAAUCCUUUUUCCGCCCCUUCUCAAGUCGCCACCGCAGGCCAAUUCUCCAGUCCAGCUUACCCAACGCCGCCAAGUCCAAUGAACUCUCACGGCUUUGGCCCGCCUUCUUCCUUCUCCGCGCCGCCGCCUGCUGCAGGGCAGGCGCCGAUGGGUCAGCCUCCCUUUGCCCCCAGCGCUCCUUUUGGUGGUGGUGGCUUCGGAGAUGGCUUUGGCCUGCAGCCAGAUGGAGGGGGCGCUUCCCAGGACAGAUCAAAACCGCCCGAGCGGAUGGACUAUGCAGAUACGUUGGAAAAUGACCCCUUGCUCAGCGCUGGCAAGGCGGUUCUGGGCUUUGGCAAGUCGCUUUUUUCGGCUGCCAAUGCUGCCAUGAAGGGAGCGCAGGGGGACAACAGGAACAGCCCGGAGAAAGAGGAGAAGAAGGAGUCGGGGUUCUAUUACGACAAGGAGAGAGGUCGUUGGAUGCAACGUGGCGUGGAGGAGAAGGAUCAGGAUGAUAUCUCCCAGUACGACCCUCUAACGGGCAAGAAGUUGCUUCCCAAGGUGUCGGACAUACCGCCUCCUCCGUCAAUGGGCGGCUUCGGACCUCCACCCGUCGGUCCACCGCCAAGUGGCGUGGCACCGCCGAUGGGUCCACCACCCACUGGAGGUCCUCCAAUGGGUGGGCCACCUCCCAUGGGUGGCCCACCACCAAUGGGUGGUCCCCCAAUGGGUGGUCCACCUCCGAUGGGUGUGCAGCCCCCAGCAGGGGGCCCACCCUCCAUGGGUGGGCCACCACCUAUGGGCGGACCUCCAAUGAGUGGACCGCCAGCAGGAGGCAACCCAUACUCUGCUGGAGCUUUCCAAAGAAAUGCUGGCGCAUCGGCCCUCUAUGUGAAUCCGCUUGGAGGACCAGCAGGCGGUGCAGCGCCCUGCGGUGGAAUGGGAGCGUGUGGAGCAGGCGCUGGAGCCGCACCGGCUUCGCUUUCAGGAGGACCGCCACAAGCGACUCCCUUUGCGCAGGCUGGCAUGGUGAGAGCGACGCCGUUUGGAUAG